Messenger RNA from Linum trigynum, 4943 nucleotides. NCBI's taxonomy places the organism in Eukaryota, Viridiplantae, Streptophyta, Magnoliopsida, Malpighiales, Linaceae. The record is from the annotation of a GenBank genome assembly.
CCCAUUAUAUUUUCAUAAAUUCACCAAUGUUCAGUCAUGCCGAUCUCUAAAUAUUUUUACUCAUUGAUAGUAAAUAUGUCCAAAUAAAAUAUUUUAACCUUUAGUUUGAAAACAAAUGUGUGGGAUUUUAAACUCUUGGGUUAGUAGCUACGCCAAUUAAGAAUCUUUAAUUAAAAUUUGAUGAAAUGAAGGUGAAGAAGCUAAGAAAGUCUACUGAUGGUGGAGUAAUGAAUUCGAAAAUAGUGAUAGUAAGUAGUGACAUUGUUGAGCAGAAGGGAUAGAUUAUUGAUGCUGGACAGAGAGGCUUUAAUGAUGAAUUUGAAACUACAAUUGUUGUCAGAGAUGAUGAUACAUGUGGUGAAGCAAUAGCAAAGAAGUCUUAAAGAACAAUAACAACAAUUUCUUACAACACGAAGUAGAUCGAAGUGUAGUUUGAUAAAUUCUUUUAAUAGUUAGUUCAUUUUCAUGUGUUCUAUGUUAUAUUUUCAGUAAGAACUUCAGUUGAUAAACCGGUUAGCAUAUCAUAAAACUCUAUCAUGCAAGUCCUUUUUUAUUUUUUCAUUAAUUGAAUAGUUCAAAUCUUUUAACUUUUUAUAUCAAAAAAAUAUAUCUUACUUCGUACAAUUACAAUUGUGGCUUAAGUGUUUGAAAUAAUGCAUCCUGCCAACGGGUAUGGUACUUUUAUUGAUGAACGGUUAGCAUAUAAAAAAACGUUAUGAUGUAUGUUCCUUUUUUAUUUUUAUCAUUAAUUGAGUAGUUCGAAUUUUUAAAUUUUUUGUACCAAUAAAAAUAUAUCUUGCUUCGUACAAUAACAAUUAUUGCUAAUAUGUUUGAAAUAAUGCCUCUGGCCAACGGGCCGGGUUCGAAUCUAGUAAUUGUAUACUGAAGUGUCUCAUCGAUUAGUUGUUCAUUAUGUUGAUUGAGUAACAAGGUUGUCAACCCGUGGGUCGACCCACUUUGAUUGUGGCCCAGUGAGAAAAACGGGCCGCACGCAACCGCUGGGUCGACCGCUACAAGAUAACGGGUUGGAGGUCAAAUUAUAUCAUUUAUUUCUUUGGUUUGCAAAAUGCUCCUAUUUUUCCGAUUUUUCUUGUCGCCUAACUCAAUCUUUGGAAUACUAAGUUGAACAUUUGAAUAUUGAUGUUAUAUAAGUGUGUGAAUUUUCACUCUAUAAUGGAUCUAAGUACGGCAUGUUAUUUUGGUGGAAUAUUAUAUGUUAUAACUCAUAUGUUGGAUGAGAUUUGAUAUAAUUUAUCAGAAUAAGUACAAUAUAAUGACUCUUUCCAUAUUUCCGGGCUAAACCGGACUAAAACGGGUGAUCCAUUAACCCUUGACCCACUAACUCGACCGCGUCCGGGUCAGCCUGCGGGUUGACAACCUUGCCGAGUACACAAUCAACAAUAACAAACUAGUUUACAUAGAAAAUAAAAAUAAAAAUAAAAAAGCAAAAUUAGAAAAAUGGAAAGCAAAAUAUAUUAUUUACCUUAUCCCUUUUCUUGGUCUUUUUUCCCAGCUGCACAUUUCAUAGAUAUGUCUAGUUUUUUAUAAUGUUUUUUAUUUAUUUAUAUAUAAUGAUAGAUAUGUCUAGCUUUAGCUCACAUCUCCAAUACAAUCUCCUUAGCAUCGUCUUCGACGUCACCAUCUACAUCAUGUCACGAUAAUAGAAUCAUGAGUUUCUACAAGAUACAUGAUUGGGAUUAGAGAAUAAGAAUUGGAGAGAAUUGGAUAUUGAUAAAUAAAAUUAUGGAUUUGAAAGGAAAAACAGAAAUGGAAAUUAUGGAUUUAAAGAAGAAAUUGGCGAUAAUUUCUUUAUAUUUGAUGAAAUAGGCAAUAUAUAUAUAUAUAUAUAUAGAGAGAGAGGAAAUGACUCGAAACACCUUAUACUACUAGAAUACUAGUAAUCUUAAUAAUAAAAUAUAUUAUUAAUGAACCACUCUUAGCGGUACCCUACUCUGAGUUCCAACCUUGAAGCCAACAACAAAAGGAAAAAUGCUAUUAAUAAUAUAAUAACAAUAAUAGACACAUAGUUUUCUAUAAUUGCCUUCUCCUAAUACCAACUUUGCCUUAAGGUCGAUAAACUAUCGCUUAGUUGGUAUAAUGACGCCCAAUUUCUCUUUUCUGUUUUGAAGAGUAUGGGUUUCUCGCCUAUGUGGAUUUCAUGGAUUCGAGGGUGUAUAUUGACGCCCAAUUUAUCAGUUUUGGUCAAUGGUGAAGCUUCUGGGUUUUUUUCGAGUGAGAGAGGAUUAAGGCAAGGUGAUUCUCUCUCCCCAUUUCUUUUCAUACUUGUGAUGGAGGUUCUUUAUAGUAUCUUAAAAACUCGCAAUCCAAUGGACUUGUUGAAGAUUUCUUUAUGAAUGAGAAUUUAAGGGACGAGGAGGUUACACAAAUCCUCUAUGCAGAUGACACCUUGCUUUUUUGUGAUGCUUUAGAGGAGCAAGUUCGAUUCCUCCUUACUUCUUUGGCCUUCUUUGAUACUAUAUCUAGUAUAAAGGUGAAUUUGCAGAAGAGUUCCAUGAUGGUUAUAGGGGAUGUGGAAGAGCCACAACGACUUGCAUACAUUUUUGGUUGUUAAUUAGGUUCCAUGCCAGCUACAUAUCUUGGAUUACCAUUGGGAGCUAGGAUAUCUUCACUGAAUAUUUGGGAACCAAUGAUUGAAAAAGUGCAAAAGCGGUUAGCAUCUUGGAAGGCCAAGUUACUUUCAUUUGGUGGAUGGUUGGUUUUAUUAAAGAGGUCCUCUCCAAUCCACCUAUCUACUUCCUUUCUAUUUUCAAAGCCCCAGCCUUAGUGAUUGUCAAAUAGGGGAGGCUUGGGUGUUUUGGAUCUUAAGAUUGUUAAUCAUUCUUUGCUUUGAAAAUGGGCUCGGAGACUUGGGAUUGAGAGAGGGGCAUGGUGGAGGAAGUUGUUAGUUGUGAAGUGUUGACAAGGGGUUUCAGAGUGGAGACCUGCUUGGAACUUAGGGUCCUAUGGGUGUUCUGUAUGGAGGGCAAUAGUUAAUGAGAGCUCCUACUUUUGGGAUGUUGCCUAUGUCGAUCCUGGGGUGGGAUUUCUUUUUGGCAUGAUGUGUGGAUUCCUGUGAAACACCUUGUGAGAGAUUUCCUAAGGGUUGGGUUCGUGGUCCAGUCUUGGGAUGCUUUUGUUUCUGACGUUUUUUCCUAUUGUUGAUAAGCCUUACUGCGAGAUCCCCCUCAUGAUCUCUCUUAGAAGAGGAGCUACAGCGGAGCGUGUUCAGUUGAUGGAGUUAUUAUCUUUGUUGCCAUCAAAUUGGAUAUCCAUGGGACCGGCGCGAUUAGUUUGGCCAUUGGAGUCGUCCUCUGUCUUUUCAGUUAGUUCUUUCACAACUAAUCUCAUUAAUAGUGCAUUUGGAGUUGAUGUCUUAUACUCUUCCAAAUUGGUUUGGAUUUCUUCAAUUCUUCCAAGAUCUGUUGUUUCAUCUGAAUGGCAUUCCUCUUGAAGAUCUCAACCAUCGACAACCUGAGGAAGAGAGGAAUGAUUCUUACCAACUGGUGCUCUCUCUGCAAAUGUCAAGAGAAGUUCAUCGCACAUAUCUUGUUCUCAUUGUCAUUUUCGGUGGCAAUUUGGAUAAAAUUUACAAAGAUGUUUUUAGUUUCACGGUCCAUUUCCAUCUAAUAUCAGGUGUUUUCUCCCAACUUGGAGGGUCUUGUGGUGUGAUCCAAAACUUAAGGAUUUUGCCAAGGUCUUACCACAUGCACUGUUUUGGUCCAUCUAGAAUGAGCGGAACAAUAGAAUUUUUCGUGACUUGGAAGCUUCACACUCUGAGUUUUGCAAUAAGAUUGUUUAGAUGGUUGCAGGCCUUUGGACUUAUCUCUGAUGACUAUUUUCAGCAAUGGUUGAGGGUUGGGGUAGGUUGAGUAAAUAUCUGUAAUUUUUGUGUAAUUUUAUUUCCUUUCAAUUUUUUUGUGCUCCUUUCUUGACUAUUAUCGUAGGUGGGCAUUGACUUUGUUGGGUGGACAUGUUUUUUCCUUUUUCUAUUUUUAUAGCACGUUAUCAUCUACCUCUUUUCUUCUUCUUUUUUUUGGAUUUUUUUGGUUCCACGUUUUUGUGGCCAUGGUUCUCUUUUUUAUUUUCAUGUUUUCCUUCUUCGAUUUAGUAAUAAAGUUGAGUCUCAUCAUUCAUAAAAAAAUAUUACGGGAAUUGGGAUAAGUUAGGAAUUGGAAUUGAAAAUUGAUUAUACUAUAUAGUGGCAUGAUUCAAUUCUCUAGUAAACUCUAGGGGAACUUCACCUUAAAAACUUAUAACUCUCUUACCAAUUUCGCCUAGAAUUCAUUGUAUUUUCUGUGCAAUGGCUUCCUUUACUGCGAGUUCAUUUAUUUUCUGCUUGUUUAUGUUGCAUUUCGAUUGUUUUGUUGGUUUUAGAACAUUACAUACCGUCCAAAGUAGUGAAGACAGGAAACCCGAGGGAAUACACAACCCUAGAAAUUUUAUCUUCUAAGUAUUGCUUGAUUCGAGUGGAAUUUUUUUUUUUGUAUAAAUGAACAAUUUUGACAAUAGGAUAAAUAUUCUAAUAUGGCUCCAAUUUUGACACCAACUUUCAAUAGUGACAAAACUUGUCUCAAAUUUAAUAAUUAUGAACAACUUUGACCCAAUAUUUGAGUUGAUCGUUGACAUUAACGAACAACUUGUUUAACCGUUAGUGACUCAACAUUGCUUGCUUAAGUGGCUACCUGCCAUUUAUAAGCCACGCCGCCAAAAAACAUUUUUCCAAAUUUUAAUUUUCGAAAAUUUUAUUAUUUUUUCUCUAAAUUAUUUUAAAAUUUAAAAUCAAGGAGAAACCAGAAGGAUAUUUUAUAUUUGUUACUUAAAAUUAAUGUAAAGAUUUAAAGAAACAAAGGAAGAAAAGGAGAAUAUGUUCAUAAUAUUACCUUAAAAUGCAGCAAACAAAUUUACAUCCUUAUUUUUAAUUACAUUAAAUAUUUUGAUAAUGU